AUGCGGUAUGAGGAGGUUGGUGGUAUAUGGGUAUCUUCAUUCGUCACUGAUAGGCAAUUCUGUGUAGCUGCCCUACGUUGCAGAAUCGAAAGAGCAUACUUCCCGGUUUGUGAUGUGAACUUCCCGUGGCUAAAAAUGAUCCCAUUAAAAGUGUUGGGGUUUAUUUGGAGAGCAAAACAAAGUCGAAUACCCUCGGCAGCGGCGCUUAAAAAUAGAGGUGUGGCAAUGGAAUCAGAUAUUUGUAGUGUAUGUAAUACGACUGAAGAAACUGGAGACCAUAUCCUUGUAAUAUGCACAUUGGCCAGGAACGUAUUGCGGUUGAUUUUUCACUGGUGUGGAUUACUGGGGAUGGAAUUUCAUUCGGUAUCGGACAUCAUUGAUUAUGCAUUGAGAUGGGGCAAUUGCCCUAAGAAGAGAAGAAGAUUAACGACAAUCUUAUUUGGAGCCAUAUGGUUUUAUGGAAAGCCCGAAAUUAUAGAGUUUUAA
Messenger RNA from Lactuca saligna, 486 nucleotides. Lineage: Eukaryota; Viridiplantae; Streptophyta; Magnoliopsida; Asterales; Asteraceae. The record is from the annotation of a GenBank genome assembly.